Molecule: messenger RNA, 2397 nt
Organism: Spea bombifrons (plains spadefoot toad)
Lineage: Eukaryota; Metazoa; Chordata; Amphibia; Anura; Pelobatidae
Gene: ENTREP2
Product: endosomal transmembrane epsin interactor 2
Exons: 11
Coding region: 271-2370 (699 amino acids)
Cellular component (GO): membrane
Source: RefSeq, a predicted model, not a curated record
CUUAGUGUUGGAUUUCUGAUCACCUUGUUUACUUUGUCACUUUGUGCUUGUUGAUCAACUUGGGAUUCCCGGUUUAUUAAUUUGGAGGUUGCUGUUUUCUGUGAUUGUGGUUUUUACUCCUGUGAAUUAAAAGAUCACUUCUGCCUGCCAGCACCUGGUGGAGAAUAACUGAUUACCUCGGCUUGGGCUGAUCACCUGAGGAUCACUUUUUCAUUCACCAUUUGGGGUGGCUGACACAGUCCCUGAUUUUCCAGCGGUGAGUCUUUACUCAUGAUGCCCCUAAGUGCCCUUCCCAGGACCCGCUCCCUGAGCCCCGCCGCUCUGUCCCGCAGCCUGUCCCGUCUCCGGGAGUACCGCACCCGCUCACGGAUCAUGCUGUCUCUCGGGGUCUCGCAGAUGGUUCUCGGCUGUCUCAUCGUGGCUGUGAGUUUCGCCGCUCUGGCUCUCACCACGUCUGCCAGGGUCAGGCACUCAUGCCCGUUCUGGGCAGGCUUCUCGGUGCUCUUGUCGGGAUUGAUUGGUGUUGUAGCUUGGAAACGGCCCCUAUCGCUUGUAAUAACCUUCUUUAUGCUGCUCUCUGCUGUAUGCGUCAUGCUCAACUUGGCUGGCUCAAUUCUUUCUUGCCAAAAUGCCCAGCUAGUCAGUUCCCUUGAAGGCUGUCAGCUGAUAAAUAUAAACAGUGAUGGGGUAUGCGUUUGCUGUGAUAUGCAACAUCACACAUCUGGCUGCAGUAACCCUGGCGAAACUCUGAAGCUGAACCCUUUGCAAGAAUGCAGUGCUGUAAGACUGACCCUCAAGGACCUGUUGUUCAGCGUGUGUGCUCUGAAUAUCAUCUCGACAAUUGUCUGUGCCUUGGCUACUGCGAUGUGCUGCAUGCAGAUGGUUUCUACAGAUGUUCUGCAUCUGUUUUUGCCACACAGAGGGCACCCUUCAAACAUGGAUUGUAUGAUGCCACAUGGAGCUAUUCUUCACCAGACCCUAGAUUUUGAUGAGUUUAUUCCACCUAUCCCACCUCCACCAUAUUAUCCACCUGAGUACACCUGUACCCCGGUCAUGGAAGUGCAAAGGGGUCUUCACUUGGAUUUCCCACACUCACCAUUCAGUGCUUUAUAUGAUGUCUCCAUAAACAGUCCUGGAAUUUUAUACCCGUCUGAGCUUCCGCCACCAUAUGAAGCAGUUGUUGGGCAAACGCCUGCCAGCCAGGGAACCAGUAUAGAUCAACAGAUGACAGAAUCAAGUCUGGGUGACCGAAAUACAACAGCAGGCUUCAGCACUCAAGUGUCUGUAGAUAGCACCUCCAUCCUGGUAUCUGAAGUGGCCGAUGUUCCGGUUCAUAGUUGCUCAUCAGAAGAUCUUUGUUCUCUUGAAGUUCAAAGUUCACUGCGUUCUGCAGACUUUUCCCCAUACAGCACCAUACGUACAGCAGCCACGGAGAGUAGCUGCGGUAGUUUAGAACAUAGCCUAAGAUGCGGCUUCCUACAUACUAAUUCACAGUGUUCUCCUGACGAUGAGGGGAGCAGAGCUUCCACAGACAGAUCUCAAUGGCAAGAUUGUGAGACCUAUACUCAAACUAGAUCCUUAAACUCAUCUAAUGAGAAUUUCACAACGUCAGAGAGAGACGUAGUAAAAGAAAGAAAAGUGACUCACUCCUUGAAGCCAAUAAAGAUGUGUUGUGGUGUUUUUAGCCAGCCACCUGGACAAUGCCAGCCAUCACCUAGUUCUUUAUCUGCAAAUCCACCAUCACACAUGGGACGCCCAGAAAAGACCCUCCAGCAACAUAAUGCCAGGAAAUACAGAAUGUCAAGCAUUGUACGAUCCACCAGUGACCCUGUCUCCUGCUCUUCAAGCACAGAAGUUCUGUAUUCUUAUCCUCGAACCACUGCCGCUGCUUGCCAGGAUGCAGGAAAUCAUUUUUUAUCCUUGGGAAAACAGAAAGAUUCAAGGAAAAACACCCAUCGACUGAAGCCAAAGGCACUACGGAAUAUCUCCAAAGAGCGGCCAAAUUCCUUGGUGGACCUUAAGACAUACAAGGAUACGAAGAUUCUAGUAGCCAAGUUUCUUGAACAUUCAAAUUGUCACCUAUCUCCAGAAGUACAACAUGUUGUGAAUAGUAUUAAAUCGGUAAUCAAGUCAGAUGAGAGACAUAUGGAAGAAGCCAUAUUUAGUGCCAACAUUAUAGACCAGGUGAUCACAAGCUCUCAGCAGAACAUCAACUUGUCUAGAAAGAGACUACAAGAAGAUCUUCAUCUUCGGAGCUGCGGAGCUCUGAGUUCUCCGUUAGCUUUUCUACAUCGGAUACAUUUAGCACGUGACAUGGAAAGGGACAGACCACAUAGUUUAGUAGGAGUCUGCAGAGAAACCAUCCUUUGAUUACAGUUUUUAAUUAACAGACAUUGC